Molecule: messenger RNA, 1290 nt
Organism: Metarhizium album ARSEF 1941
Lineage: Eukaryota; Fungi; Ascomycota; Sordariomycetes; Hypocreales; Clavicipitaceae
Product: ER membrane protein
Exons: 2
Coding region: 1-1290 (429 amino acids)
Biological process (GO): endoplasmic reticulum inheritance; septin ring assembly
Cellular component (GO): endoplasmic reticulum membrane; cortical endoplasmic reticulum; perinuclear endoplasmic reticulum
Source: RefSeq, a predicted model, not a curated record
AUGUGGUGGCUAUUCAGCAUAUUUUUCAGCUCCAUCUUCCUCUUCAGCAUCGUUCUGUCAAUACCCGUCGCCUUCGAUGUUGGUGGCCGUGACAGUGGGCUGGCGUAUAGCCUGUCUCUCUUCAUCUACUACCUCGUCUAUUCAGCAGUCCGCAUUAUGACGCUAAGCAAGUCACGUCUCGGCCCGACCAUCUCCAACCUCCUCCGACUUUCACAGUGGGUAGUCAUCCCGUCGCUGCUUAUUUGGGCCUUGAGCCAGUUUGCCGUCGAUGCGGGAAGCACAAAUUGGGUUGAGAGGACCUUGGGCGGCAUCUUCCAGUCCAAAAGUGCAAGUUGGACCGAGUGGGUGUUUGGCAAAAAUGGUGUGUUGGAGACGGUGAUGUUGGGUAGCUGGGACAACAUUCUUCGAUAUUCUGGACCUGCGUUCCAGCUCCUUGAGGGCUUUUGCACCCUUCUUGUGAUUCAGGCGGCGGGUCAAAUUACUCGUUGGCUUGUGAACAGAGGCAGAAGUGACACCUGGGUGAUCAUCCUGUUGGCCUUCUCCGGCACCAUCAUCGCAAGUGCCGUGUAUUUCCUUUGGCGAGUUGCGCAGUUUCCGCAAAUCAGCAACUUGGAUGCAACUCUUAUCGGCGUAACUAUGACGACGGCUGUGUUUCUCUGUGCCUACGGCAUCGGAAGUGGCCGGGGCAACCCCAUUGAGAGCUCACUACUGUUUGCUUACGUGGUACUCUGCGUUUAUCAAAUUUUUACAGACUACCUGCCGUCUGAAGAAGUUGAGGACCAGGCUUCUUCACAGCCUGAGAUUCCGCCUUUGCCACCGGUCAUCAUGGCAUCGUAUUCAACCCUCGUACACAUGAUGGGUGCACUUCCGUCGGCUAUUCACUCCUCCCUGGCCCUUUUGUACGCAGCUUUCCAGACAAUUACGCCCUCGGUCAUCAUUUCCCUGGCAUAUCGACUUUUCGUCUUUUAUUCAGCGACGAGAAUCAUACCCUCGGUGCGGGAUCUCGGGGCACGUGCACUGAUGCAGGACCCCGAUUUCGAGGACUCAGAAACGGCCAACAAGGUGCUUGGGUUCCUGAGCUGGUUCUCACCGUCCAUACUGGUGUCGGUGUACACGAGCUUGCUAUUGCAACACUUUUCAACCAGCGACGGUCCCGAUGGUUGGACGCUGAGGGGUGGUGACGUUGGUGGCAGCACAUGGAGAUGGAUCAAUGUCGGCUUGACCAUGGUGCUAUAUGGCGUGGAGCUGUACCUGGGUACAGGAGAGCCUGACCAUUGGAAAGUUGAUUGA